AUGACAUCUAUGGAGCGGUUUAAGUGUGUGUACGCCGAGAUCCAGGCCUUUCUGCUAGAGCAGUUGAACUCCGACUAUGAGAUGGACCCCAAUCGCAGCAAAUACCUCCGCCGCAUGAUGGACACGACGUGUCUUGGUGGCAAAUAUAUCCGUGGUCUGACAGUGGUGAACGUGGCGGAGGGAUUCAUGGCUGCUGGCUCAUAUGAUGAGGCGACGAAGGAACGUGUCCUCCAUGAUGCCUGUAUCUGCGGUUGGAUGGUUGAGUUUCUUCAGGCUCACUACUUGGUGGAGGACGACAUUAUGGACAACAGUCAAAUGCGUCGUGGGAAACCGUGUUGGUAUUGUUUUCCUGGUGUCACUGUCCAGAGUGCCAUUAACGACGGCCUCAUUCUGAAAGCAUGGACGCAAACAAUGGCGUUUCACUACUUUGCGGAUCGCCCUUUUUUAAAGGAUUUACUUUACCUCUUUCAGAGGACCGACUACGCGACCUCAAUUGGACAGUUUUAUGACGUGACCUCCAUGUGUGACUCCAAAAAACUGGACCCUGAAGUGGCACAGCCUAGGACAACCGAUUUUGCUGAAUUUACCUUGUCUAAUUACAAACGCGUGGUGAAGUACAAGACAGCUUUCUACACCUAUCUGCUUCCACUUGUUAUGGGGCUUUUUGUGAGCGGGGGGAUCUCUUCUGUUGAAAUGAAUUUGGUAGAGCGCGUUGCAAUGGUGAUGGGUGAGUUUUUCCAGGUGCAGGACGACGUCAUGGACUGCUUCACCCCGCCAGAGCAGCUUGGGAAGGUUGGAACCGACAUUGAGGAUGCCAAGUGCUCCUGGUUGGCUGUGACAUUCCUCAUGAAAGCCAAUGCCGCACAGGUGGCCGAGUUUAAGGCCAACUACGGUGACACAGACCCGGCGAAGGUCGCCGUGGUGAAGCGGCUCUAUGACGAGGUGGAUUUGCGAGCGGAUUUCGCCAUCUAUGAAGCGGGAGUCGCACGGGAGAUGGGGGUGCUUAUCGAGCAGCUGAAGCGGACUUCUCCCGUAUUUGCGUCAAGUGUCGCCGUACUCUGGGAAAAAACCCACAAACGUAUAAAGUAA
Molecule: messenger RNA, 1089 nt
Organism: Trypanosoma rangeli
Lineage: Eukaryota; Euglenozoa; Kinetoplastea; Trypanosomatida; Trypanosomatidae
Product: farnesyl pyrophosphate synthase
Exons: 1
Coding region: 1-1089 (362 amino acids)
Biological process (GO): trans, trans-farnesyl diphosphate biosynthetic process
Cellular component (GO): cytoplasm
Molecular function (GO): (2E,6E)-farnesyl diphosphate synthase activity; dimethylallyltranstransferase activity
Source: RefSeq, a predicted model, not a curated record